Dimorphilus gyrociliatus is the source of this 396-nucleotide messenger RNA. The record is from the annotation of a GenBank genome assembly. NCBI's taxonomy places the organism in Eukaryota, Metazoa, Annelida, Polychaeta, Dinophilidae.
GUAAUAAAAAUGGCGUCGCCCAUGCAAACUGAAGAUCCUGUUGAAUUUGAAGUUAGAAAACGGUUACCGCCAAGACUACCUAGGCGUAAAAUUGAUAUAUAUGUGACAAAAAAGACUAAUUUCAAUUGUCAGAUGGCAAAAUGUGGAAAACUAUUUGAUGAAGGUGAAAAUGAGAUAUAUAUUCAUGGAUUGGGUGCUGCGGUGAACAGAGCUAUUACAUUGGCUUUAGAAUUGAUUGAGAAGUCAGGAGGUACGCUAUCUCAAUCUGUUGAAACCUCAUCUGUUCGACUAACUGAUGAUAUUGAACCGCUGACCGACGAAGGAGAACAUAGUACAAGAACAAGGACUAACUCUGCUAUUCAUAUACGAGUAUUUAAAACAGAAAUAAACAGCUGA